Chilo suppressalis (striped riceborer) is the source of this 1399-nucleotide messenger RNA. NCBI's taxonomy places the organism in Eukaryota, Metazoa, Arthropoda, Insecta, Lepidoptera, Crambidae. The record is from the annotation of a GenBank genome assembly.
UUUUAGAAGAAAACAGUAACCUUAUCUUUUACUUGAUAACUAUAGAAGAUAACUAUAGCAAACUAGAGUGUAUUGUAUGUAUUUACCUACGUCUUGUAAUCGAGAUCACAAUGACAUUCGUGAAAAAUACGUGUAAGAUUUUAAGUGCCCGAAUAUUACAACAAAAAGCAAAUUAUGCUACUAAAACUGAGGCUCUACUUGGCGACAUCAAUGUUCUUGAUCUUACUCGAGUUAUCGCCGGUCCAUUUUGCACCAUGACUCUUGGUGACCUUGGUGCAAAUGUUAUCAAAGUGGAGAGUCUUGAAGGGGAUGAGGCUAGGAAGUGGGGACCCCCUUUUAUAGGCGGGAAGAAUGACUCUUUCUAUUUUUUAAGCGUAAACAGGAAUAAGAAGAGUAUAUGUAUAGAUUUAAAAUCACAAGAUGGACGAAAUGUAAUGUAUGAUUUAGCAAGGAAAUGUGAUGUGAUGGUAGAAAAUUAUCUACCUGGGAAGUUAGACACAAUGGAUGUAGGUUAUAAAAAGUUGAAAACCAUUAAUCCAAGGCUCAUAUACUGUGCAAUCACAGGAUUUGGCUCUAAAGGGCCUUAUGCAAAAAAACCUGGAUAUGAUGUAAUUGCUUCAGCCAUGGGUGGCUUACUCAAUGUGACAGGAGAGAGGAAUGGUAACCCCGCGAAGCCUGGAGUUGCCAUCACAGAUGUGACAACAGGCUUGCAUGCCUUUGGUGCCAUCAUGACUGCCCUCUAUUACAGGCAAAAGACUAACAAAGGUCAAAAGAUUGACUGUAACCUCCUGUCCACGCAAAUCUCAAGUAUGAUAAAUGUUGCUAACAUUUACCUUAACUAUGGCAUCGAAGGCCAGCGCUGGGGCACCGCACAUGCUAACAUAGUGCCGUAUCAAUCAUUCAAAACUAAAGAUGGAGAAAUGGUAAUAGGAACAGGUUCAAACGCUCAAUUUGCUGACUUCUGCAACUUGAUAGGCAAGAAAGAGUUAAUAACUGAUGAAAGGUUCAUAGACAACUCUGUCAGAGUUACAAAUAGGGAUGAGUUAAUUGCAAUAAUAAGUGAUGUCAUAGUUACAAAAACUAAUAAAGAGUGGGCUAAGACUUUUGAAAAAGCCUCUUUUCCUAAUGGACCUGUGAACAAGAUGAAGGAUGUUUUCGAUGAUGAGCAUGUCAAGGAGAUAGAGUUGGUCAAAGAGUUGCCCCAUCCUGAUGCUGGCACGGUGAAGAUGGUGGGGCCCCCAACAGUCUACAGUGUGGGGGGCAACUAUGCUAGGACGGCACCUCCCACUUUAGGUCAACACACUAGAGAUGUCUUGUCUAAUUUCCUUGGAUAUCAUAAUAGAAAAAUUGAUGAUUUAUUUGCAAAUAAGGUUGUUCGGUAAUUUUAAAGUUGAACGGA